Messenger RNA from Phaedon cochleariae (mustard beetle), 1311 nucleotides. Lineage: Eukaryota; Metazoa; Arthropoda; Insecta; Coleoptera; Chrysomelidae. The record is from the annotation of a GenBank genome assembly.
UUGUGAACCACCGCCUCAGGGUCUACACCAAUGAAAAACAAAAUUGACCACUACCAUACUAUCCACUUUAUUCUUAACUGGAAUGUACCGAGCGUUAUCUAUUUAGCGAACGAAGUCUUGUCAACAGUCGAGUCGUCAAUCUUGAAAGUUGUGAGUAGUAGUUUGGUGGUUAGGUAGGUGAUACUCAGGAUAAAAAAUCGAAGAAUCUAACGAAGAUGGGGCCAACUCUUUACAUGCUCCCCCCUAGUCCUCCUGUCAGAUCUGUUCUAAUGUGUGCCAAGGCCAUCGGGGUGAACCUGAAUUCCAUAAAGGUCGAUUUGUUAGCAGGAGAUCAUCUCAAGCCGGAAUUUCUCAAGAUGAAUCCUCAGCAUACAAUUCCAGUCCUUGAUGAUGACGGUUUCAUUUUGCCAGAUAGUCACGCCAUCAUGCCAUAUCUGGUGUCGAAAUAUGGCAAGGAUAAGACUCUUUACCCUACUGAUUUACGAGAAAGGGCCAUAGUAGACCAUCGUUUGCACUUUGAUAGCAGCAUUCUUUUCAACAGGGGACUCAUAAUUUCAAGGAGCCUGAUUUUUGAAGAAGCCAGAGAAAUUCCUCAAAAGCUUCUGGACCAGCUAUCAGAAGCCUUCCAUAUGGUGGAGAAAUUCCUUCAGAAGACUGAGUAUGUUGCAGGGAAUCAGAUGACCAUUGCAGACUUCAGCUUCGUCACCAGCAUCACCUCUUGGGCAGUGUUUGUGCCGCUCUCAGAAGCGCAAUUUCCCAAGAUCACGGCUUGGUUGAAGAAAAUGAAGCAGUUGCCGUACUAUAGGGAGAAUCAAAUUGGAUUGGAUCAGUUUUUGCAGCUUAUGGAAACAAAGAUGCCAAAAUGAACACUCAGUAAAAACAUCGUUGGAACAUUGAUGAAAUAAACCUCUGGUGCGCUCACUCUUCAUUUGUUUCGUCAAACUGGUUCUUGAUAUAAACAAUUGAAUUUCAGGCGAUGACGUAGAGUUCACAUAUCGAUUGUAAGAUGGAUGGAUUCCUAGAUUCCUAGAACUUAUGAUCAACAGCACUUCUACUAACCUUGAUGCGGCUAAAUCGCAAAAUGUUUUUUAUAUGCCUGUAAUUUUGGUACGGCACCAGACUAAACUUAGCGAGAUUCACCCACGCCAUGUUAUGUUAAUCGAAGUAAGCGAGAAUUAAGGGAUUGUAAAACAGGAAAGGAUUGAAGUGCGUACACCAGAUGUUUAUUUCAGCAAUGUUGGAACCACCUAAAAUCUCUGGAUAUAUUAUGACUAUGUUAUACGUAGAAACAAUAUAAAUACUUUAUUAUUA